Molecule: messenger RNA, 2496 nt
Organism: Sycon ciliatum
Lineage: Eukaryota; Metazoa; Porifera; Calcarea; Leucosolenida; Sycettidae
Product: solute carrier family 49 member 4 homolog
Exons: 8
Coding region: 378-1955 (525 amino acids)
Biological process (GO): transmembrane transport
Cellular component (GO): membrane
Molecular function (GO): transmembrane transporter activity
Source: RefSeq, a predicted model, not a curated record
UUUGCUGGAGUGAAGGCGUUUUGACAACUUUUGUUGGUGGGUGGCAGGCUGGCAGCUAGCAGGUGACUCGAUCAACCCGACCACCACUCUUCCCUCCCUAGCCCUAGUACCUCAAUAAUUAUUUUCCAUUUUUGUUUCCUGAGCUGAGUGAAUCCUGCAGGCCUGCCUGAUAACCAGACUGCUAACGUACUGACUUUGUAGCCAUUGAUCGGUUUCUCCUAAUUUAUAGUAAUAAUAUUAUUGUGAGGAAGCUUGCCUCCGCGAUCCGGAGCUCCAGACUCGUACUCGUACGUCGCGUCCGUUUGUUGAUGGGUGCCACGUGGAAGCUCAAGUGCUACAGUGAAGUGCAUUUUGCAUUUCAAAUCUAAAAUCUAAGAAUGCCAUUGGAAGGCAGUGGCGUUAGUGAGAGAAGUGGCCUACUAGACUCCAAAGUCCGUACGCCUGACGCUCUUGAAGAUGUUCUAAACAGCAAUGACCUGAGUCACAGUGUUACUGUCAAUGGGAGCAGCGCCAGCAAUGGAAAUGAUCACACCACCACCACCACCUCCACCGAGUCCUCACAGUACUAUCGCACGUACAAAUCACGAUUUCUGGUGCUAUUCAUUUUCUCACUGACCGCCAUUCAGCAAGAUCAGAUCUGGAUCACGUUCGGAAUCAUAGCAAAACAAACGGAGGACUACUAUGAUGUAUCUUCUUCUGAAGUGGACUUGUUGGCAGCUUGGGGUCCAAUCAUGUUCAUACCCAGCAUGUUCUUCUGCUCAUGGCUGCUGGAGCGGCGCGGCAUACGCGACACCAUAUUCGUGGCCGUGCUGCUGGAGCUGAUCGGCGCGGGCGUGCGCGUCUUUGCACCGCCCGGUCGUCGCAUGUUCGGUCUGAUUCACCUCGGCCAGAUCCUGAACGGCAUUGCCGGACCGCUGAUCAUGGCACCACCGGCCAAGCUCAGCGCUGUCUGGUUUCCACCGCACCAACGCACAACUGCCACGGCCAUAGGAACCAUGGCACCGUAUGUUGGCUCGGCAGUUGCCUUCCUCUUCAUCCCGUUUCUUGCAAAUACCUAUGGCAUGCAGACCAUGCUGUUGUGGCAGUUCAUUCUUACCGGUGUCAUUGCAUUGUGCGUGGCGGUGUACUUUCCCGAGGCACCACCAACUCCACCGAGUGCAUCAUCCGAGGUGCAAAGAGUCAGCCUGAAGAAGUGCUGGUCCAAGGUGAAAGGCAACCCCACAUUCUGGAUCCUGUCUAUUUGCGGUGGAGUAACAUCGGGCGUGUUCAAUGCCUGGGCGUCAAUUCUGUCAAUCAUUCUCAAUUCUUCAGACGGCUUUACAGACUCCUCCAGCAUUCACGUGUUCUUUCGCAGUACAUCAUGGAUUGGCUUUGCCAGCUCUCUUCUGGGAAUCAUUGUCGCAUGCGUGGCUGGACCGGUGGCCGAUUUCUUCCCUGGUCGUCUCAAGCGUAUAAUCCUGUUCCUGUUUGGAUCGGCUGGCGUGCUAUACAUCUGGUUCUCGAUGGCUGUGGAAGGCUGGCUACACUUUGCCCCAGCCCUGCAGAGCACCAAGACCGUCUUUGUCACAGCAGUUCUUGGCAGUACUUUUCUCAACGCUGCAAACCCCCUUUUCUAUGAAGCCUGUGUUGAAGCAACAUAUCCCGUACCUGAAGGUAUCAGUGUAAUGGUGCUGAUCGGCUUGAACAACUUCUCCUGUCUGGUGUUUCAGGCGGCCGGCAUGGCAGGUUUCUUUGACAAGUCUCACCCUGGCCGUGCCAAGGCGAUGAACUGGCUGAUGACAGGCAUGGUGGUUGGUUGCUGGUUUCUGUCUCUGUUCUACAAAGAAGAGUAUCGUAGGAUGAAGGUGGAUGAUGCCAACGAUGACCCUUCAACUUGCAGCUUUUCAGAAAUCGACACCGAUGGCGGCGAUAGUGAACAUGCCAUUACCUCCUCCUCUUCUCCCUCCAUACAGUGAUAUGUUUUCAAUUGUGCUAACCCACGGGCCUGCACGUUCUACUCACUAAAUAACUCCAUGAUCCCUCUUGGCCAUGCACUCCAUGAUCCCUCUUGGUCAUGCAGCCCUUGCUAUAAGAUAGGUAGUGUUCUGUUUCUACACACGAUUCCUCGUGGUUGUCCAAGCUCACUUGCUAGUUUUUUUUCAAUUGAAUUAUAUUACCGUCUGUAUCCUGGAUAACGACACGACUGGCCUGUAGGCGAUCUUGUGCAUUGACUCUAUUCAAUGACCUUUCUGUGACGUCAAACUCCCGGGACCUGCUGGCAGACCCGGCGGUGUUGUAUUGUGUACUGGAAGUACUUUGGUUUGAAUCAUCGAAAUAAUAUGUUUCUAUUUUUAGAGAAUCUUCUUCAUGGUUUUUUUAAUUUAUUCCUAUUUUGAACUGGUUUUGCUCUGCUCAACGUUGCAACCUGAGUUUUCUCCUUUCGAGGUGCUUGAAUCUUCUUCGUGCUCCCGCAUUAUCUCAUCCGAGUACUGGUAAACUAGACAUUGACGAAUUUGA